AUGCCGCUACACCCGGCUGUGAGUACAGCUGCUGUUGUGAGAAUGACGGGUCUGCCACAAUUACAGCUCCUUGCAAGUGAGACUCUGUCUCUGUUCUUAAAAAAUAGAAUAAAGCACUCUUUCGCUCAGGCCCGUGACGCCGGCAGGAUAGGCAAGUGUCAUGGACUUUGUACUGCUAGGAAGCUCCGUAGCCACCGACAAGACCAGAAGUGGCAUGAUAAACAGUACAAGAAAGCCCAUUUGGGCAUAGCCCUGAAGGCCAGCCCUUUUGGAGGUACUUCUCAUGCAAAAGGAAUCCUGCUAGAAAAAGUAGGAGUUGAAGCUAAGCAGCCAAAUUCUGCCAUUAGGAAGUGUGUCAGGGUCCAGCUGAUCAAGAAUGGCAAGAAAAUCACAGCCUUUGUACACAAUGAUGGUUGCUCAAACUUUAUUGAGGAAAACGAUGAAGUUCUUGUUACUGGAUUUGGUUGCAAAGGUCAUGCUGUUGGUGAUAUUCCUGGAGUUCGCUUUAAGGUUGUCAAAACAGCCAAUGUCUCUCUUUUGGCCCUAUACAAAGGCAAGAAGGAAAGACCACGAUCAUAAAUUUUAAUGGUGAAAACA
Messenger RNA from Cebus imitator (Panamanian white-faced capuchin), 597 nucleotides. RefSeq names its product 40S ribosomal protein S23-like. Gene Ontology annotation, cellular component: ribosome; cytosolic small ribosomal subunit. NCBI's taxonomy places the organism in Eukaryota, Metazoa, Chordata, Mammalia, Primates, Cebidae. The transcript has 3 exons. Gene Ontology annotation, biological process: translation. The coding region runs from base 1 to 579 and encodes 192 amino acids. The record is from RefSeq and is a predicted model, not a curated record. Gene Ontology annotation, molecular function: structural constituent of ribosome.